AUGCCGUCCUCCACUACCCUUACAACGAAGGUGACUUCAGGAUCACCCUAUCAGCUAGAUAAGCCUCAGGUCACCAAAGCUUCCUCCGCACUGCUGCGCUAUAUCAAGUCCAACCAGGAAGAGAAAGAAAAGUCCGCAACCAAGAAGACUCUGAUUGGUGAUAACGACUCAGAUGAUGAGGAGACACCCAUGAACAACGAAGCCGUUUGGCUUAUCCUUACCACCAAGAAGCAUGUGGUCGACAAGAACCGCCUGAAGCCUGGAAAGAUCAGCCUCCCGCACUCCCUCAACUCGUCGCCUUCCCUCAGCAUCUGCCUGAUCACUGCCGACCCGCAGCGUGGAGUCAAGGACAUCGUUGCUGACCCCUCCUUCCCCAAAGAACUUUCUUCCCGUAUCGACAAGGUCAUUGGCUUCAGCAAGCUGAAGGCCCGCUACCAGAGUUUCGAGAGCCGGCGCCAGCUGCUUGGAGAACACGAUGUUUUCCUCGCCGAUGAUCGUAUUAUCAACCGCCUCGUUACCACCCUCGGAAAGGUCUUCUACAAGUCGAGCAAGCGACCAAUUCCCAUUCGUAUUGCAGAGAUCGAGAAGUUGGACGGAAAGCGUGUCAAGAAGGACCCCAAGCAGAAGCCCGCCAAGGAGGACAGAAGCGCCGCUUUUGCCGCUCCCCUGAUUGUCGCGAAGGAGAUUGAGCGCACCUUGAGCUGCGCUUCCGUGCAGCUUGCACCCUCCACUACUGCCGCAAUCCGCAUUGGUACUUCCAAGUUCACUGCCGACCAAUUGUCCGAGAAUGUUGCUGCCGUUGUUCAGGGUAUGACCGAGAAGUUUGUCGCAAAGGGCUGGAAGAACUUGAAGGCAAUCCACGUCAAGGGCGCCAACACCAUGGCCAUGCCCAUCUGGCUUGCCAGUGAGCUGUGGGUGGAGGACGCUGAUGUCGUUGAAGAGAUCGAGGCCCCCUCAAUCAAGAGCAAGAAGCGCAAGUCUGUCGGCGAGGAGAAGGCCAUUGAAGGCAAGAAGACCAAGAAGUCCAAGUCCGUGGAAGACGAGGAGGAAGCUUCGUCAGGAGCGGCACGGAAAGAGAAGCUCCAGCAGCUCAAGGCCAAGGCCCUUGAGGAUGGAGAGACCGUAGCCGCACCCCAGGCGGACAAGAAGAAGAAGAGAAAGUCGACUUCAUGA
Messenger RNA from Penicillium verhagenii, 1173 nucleotides. RefSeq lists its product as uncharacterized. The transcript is spliced from 2 exons. NCBI's taxonomy places the organism in Eukaryota, Fungi, Ascomycota, Eurotiomycetes, Eurotiales, Aspergillaceae. The coding region runs from base 1 to 1173 and encodes 390 amino acids. The record is from RefSeq and is a predicted model, not a curated record.